UGCGGCUGGAUAUGCUGAGUUCAGAGGACUGAUUAUUCAGCAGGCUAAAAUAAGUAGCGACUGACCUGUAUGAUGAAAUUAGACAAGGGAUUUCCUGAAUAUUAGCAUCGUAAACAAAUCCUUCUGAUAUCGGUGUAAAGAGUGGCUGGGAUGCGGCUUCGGAAUGGGAAACAUUUUCGGCAGAAAGAAGCGCACCACUCGAGUGACAGAGCAAGACAGAGCGAUAUUGCAACUGAAACAGCAGAGAGAUAAACUAAGGCAGUACCAGAAGAGGAUCAAUCUCCAGCUGGAGAAGGAGAGAACACUUGCCAAGCAGCUGUUGAAGGAUGGCAAGAAAGAGAAAGCCCUCCUGUUGCUUAAGAAGAAGCGCUAUCAGGACCAACUUCUGGGCAAGACGGACAGCCAGAUAACCAACCUGGAGCGCAUGGUUCAAGACCUGGAGUUUGCCCAGAUUGAGAUGAAGGUCAUUGAAGGGUUGAAGGUCGGCAACGACUGCCUGAAGAAGAUGCACGAGGUGAUGUCCAUCGAGGAGGUGGAAAGGAUCAUGGAUGAGACGCAGGAUUCCAUCGAGUACCAGAGGCAAAUCGAUGACAUGCUGGCGGGCUCCUUGACUCAGGAGGAUGAAGACGCUGUGUUGGCUGAGCUGGAGGCCAUCACACAGGGAGAUGUUGAACUUCCUGAAGUUCCAGAUGAGGCCUUACCAGAGGUUCCAGACGCAGAGGAAGAGGAGGAGGAAGAGGAACCUGAGCGGAGGAAGGAGAGAGCGAAGAAGAAGCCGGAGAGAGAGAUGCUGGCUGCCUAGCGCCGCCUCUGACCACCAGGGGGCGAACCGCAUACAUCUAUUAUGGGCUGCUGCAAUUUUCCAACCUCCCCAACUUCCAACAGUUAUUCUCACACACACACACACACACACACACACACACACACACACACACACACACACACACACACACACACACGCACAAAACACAUUCGGUUUUCUCCCUGCCUCUUGGAUGGAGGUGUUUUGACAUGUAGUUUGACACGUGAGCCCCUUCCUCAGCAUUUGUUCAAUUCUUUGUGAUCGUGGAUAGUGGGGACAUCCAGGUUUGAGUUCUUCUCUGUGUGUUUUUUUUUUUUAACCCCCUCUGAGUUCUUCUAUUCUCAUGAUGAUAUUCAGGUCUGUUUUCACUUGACUCCCUUGUAUGGCAUGUCAGUCGAUCUCUUCCUUAUUAUUUUCUUCAGUGACUCCAACAGGCUCUGAAUGCAGCCUUGUACAGUAGAUAGUUCAUGUACUCAUACUGUAUGUCACUUAAAACACUCCUUUUUCUUUACCUCACGGAAACUGACAACCGGAGUGUUGGUUUUGAAGACUCCAAACUGCUUUAAGUGCUGCUCUCUGCCUAGACUAGCGUAAUUUCUUUGUCUUUUAGAUCAUCAGUAAAGUAUGAGCCCCCACUGGAUCACAGAUAGCAGCCUACUGUGGCACGAAACGGAUCCGGAUCCAGUUUGGGUCUGUCACCAGUUGGUUGCAAAAUCGGCCUGUAUAGAAAAACAAAGAAUGUGCUGGAUGACAAUGUUGCGAAAAGCAGAAAGACACGGCUAAAAGCAGUGCAUUUUUCUGCCUUGCUAUUCUGAUAGUUGCCUAUGUGUGCCAUUUACUACACUGCCCCCCCCCCCCCCCCCACACACACACACACAUAAACAAACAAACAAACAAAUGCACACACUCACUUACACACUUACCCCCCUCUGUCCCGUGUGUGUGUGUGUGUGUGUGUGUGUGUGUGUGUGUGUGUGUGUGUGUGUGUCUGGCGAAAGGGCUAAUCCUAUUGUCAGCAGGCUUAUUUUCAGUCCACUAGAUUGUCUACGGAGGUUUUCGGGAAGAUGUUCCUUGGAGAUUAGAGCCUGAUAGAUUCUGGAAUGUGUCGUCAUGGUGCAGAGCUCUUCUCUUUAGGACACACUCUCCGCCUCUCUUGCUAUCUAUCUUUUGGUUUACUCUAUCUAUCCAUCUAUCUAUCUUUUGUUUUACUCUAUCUAUCUAUCCAUCUAUCUUUUGUUUCAUCUCUUCUGUUGCUGUCUUCCGUUCCCCUUUUGGAAUGCUUUUUAAAUUCCCUGCACAUAUCAGGGUGUAGGAUGACUGGUUGUCAGACAAUGAUCAUGAUUAAGACACGUCUAAAAACAACAACAAAAAAAAAGCAUAAUCCGAAGAAUAAUGUCCUGUCUGAUGUGAUUUUAUUAGAUUGAUUCCGAUGAGCUCUGCUUCGGAGUGUACAAACCUAUUAGAGAUCAUUUCAUGUAAAGUCAGAUGAGUGUUGCUGUGUCAAGUCAUGCUACCAUGUGACCUUAGGAAAAAAACAGAAGAACUUAAGAACUGAAUGGUUCUUAAGAACUUAAGAACUGAAUGGUUUCCUUAUGGUUUUGUAAGGUGUUCCUUUUUUUAUUUUCAGAAAAUAAAAGGGUAUUUUAAAUUGUAA
Molecule: messenger RNA, 2456 nt
Organism: Sardina pilchardus (European sardine)
Lineage: Eukaryota; Metazoa; Chordata; Actinopteri; Clupeiformes; Clupeidae
Gene: chmp6b
Product: charged multivesicular body protein 6b
Exons: 8
Coding region: 164-802 (212 amino acids)
Biological process (GO): vesicle budding from membrane; late endosome to vacuole transport via multivesicular body sorting pathway
Cellular component (GO): ESCRT III complex; multivesicular body
Source: RefSeq, a predicted model, not a curated record